UCUUGACCUUUUGCGAUUUGCAAACUGUUUUGCUUUCUUUUUUUGUUUCCGGAUCGGAGGUUGCAGACAACCAUGAGAGCCAGAAACCUUCAAGCAUCUUGACAAAUCCGAGUCCCCCUUUUCAGGGAGAUGGCACGCUUGCUUAAUUCAACCCAGUCCCACUCGAACCCCCAACCCCACACACACAUGACGUGGUGCGUCAUGCUUUUUUAUUCUUCUCAACCUCGGGCCUCUCGUCCCCCUUCUUUCCGGUCAGCCAGUGCCCUUCCAUUUUCUCCCAUGGACUAGUAGGACACCAAUCAGAUGCCUCGGCAAGAUCCCCGACGCCCAUCUUUAUCGAACUGAUGCACACAGGCAAUCAAGUCCAAACAGCCUCGCGGUUCCUGCGCCGUCGUUUUCAUGGCUUUCAUGGGACCAGCUUUUCUGUCUCGCAGAGCCCUUGUCUCAGCUUUACCGUUGACAUGUUCCACCGUGUUUCCGUGGCUCUGUCGACUGCCUUGUGUCUAAUGAAAGGGGUCGGUACACGAAUUCUAUCGAGGGUUGGCAUUGACAGACGCUUAAUAACCACGAUCCCCGGACUUUGCUGAACCCUUCUGCGAUCAUACUCGGUACGAGAAAAACAACUUUCCGGAAAACAGGCGUCAUAGCCGCUUCGACACCACGACGCUGUGGGCUCAGCCUUUUGGGGCAGCUUUGCAAGUUUAUUCCCCCCCCGGAGAUUCCACUCGUUUUAGUUCAUCGGUUUCAGCGCUUGGCUAACAGGACCAUCGGAAAAUUCUCCCCGUUUUGGAUCUCCUUGCAUCAUACCUCGAGUGUCGUCUUCGCGUGCGGCUCAAGGAAGCUUGUCGAGGCAAUGCCUUGAACAUGUGCUUGGCGAUGCGUAUCGGGUCGGAAGCGUCGAUGCCCUCACCAUAUCAGCAAGCGUGCUCUUGGCAAGUUCUGGUCACGGGGAGUAGCAACUCUCCUGUCUAGAAACCUCAGACCGUGCUCCGAUGCGCUGCGAGUUGAUUCAACGUCCAAAUCAAAGGGUCCAGUGCCAUCCCGGCAACCAUGGUGCCCCGGGUACUCGUGGUGGUACGUCUUGAGAUAUGUUGAGGCGCACGUCAUGCAUCUCGGUCGCAAGCAGCUGACGCUUAUCGACCUCCCGCCAGCAUCCGUUCAUCUUUACGGAGCUGCAAGACCAUCGCCUGCAGCUACCCGUCUUCAGACAGGGGCUAUCCCAGAUCUCGGGACACGAUCAAGAACAAGCUCACCCGCAGCCUGGGAUCGUUAGCCGUUGACAGGCUCGCCCUGCCGUGCUGGUUCGCAUUAGUGGCCCCCCUUGAAGAGCUCUUCACCUCUCCCCAGGACCCCUAAACCCACGGUCCCACCCGAAGAAGAAGUACCCAGCUCUUUCUUAGCGACCGUUUCUGGAGUUGAGACAAGCAGUCCCGUGGACGUCAUUCCGCUGUGGCUUCCCGGUGUGAUUGGUUUCACUGGUACCUCGACAUGCUGCAGCUGUUUCUUCCGAACACAUGAGCGCCUUCUCUCUGGGUCGGCCAUCCCUCCCUCUCCUCGCUUGAAUGACGAGGCUCUGUUUCGUUUCGCAGGGCUCAUCAGCCAAGACAGACCCCUGGUUGGGAUCUUUCGUUUUUCAGGGUCCAAGGACAAUUUCUUCACUUUCCCAUGGCUGUGUCACCGCACACUUGUUCGGUCAUUUUUUCCCAGUUCUUGGUUUUGGACACCCAACCCCCGGCUUGCUCGCCCAGGGCCAACCGCAGCUGGGGACCCUUCAGCCCAAUCAUUUCAAUCGAUAGGCAGCACACGGGGGAGAAGCUAAAAAGCUAGGUUUGCGCGCGUUCGAUGCUGUCACCUCUUGAUCCUGGCCUUGUAGUCGAAAAGUUCGAUCACGAUGAACCCCUAUCUUCUCUCGAUCGUGACCCCCCGGGAGAUUUAUCCUCUGCUGUGGCCCCCAACAUUCAGCCGUAUGGUUUUGAUGCCCGUUCCAAGUUGAUGUCAUCUCCGCCUGCUGCACGUUUCCCGAGUCCGCAGUCAUCGAGGUCUUCACUCUGGCAUCGAUCGAUAAGCAUGGGAAGGUUCAGAUACUUUACAGAUCGAUCAUUCAUAGGAAAGCUGUGUUCUUCAGAUCAGAUAUGACCGAAUGGCUCUGGAGGCCAGUUAUCGUCAUGAGAUGGACAUUGCUACAGCCGGUUACGUCACGACGCGGCCGGGGUUUGUGUCCGACUGUGCUGCUGUAACAAAAACAACAACAGGAACACCGAACAGUCAUAAUGGUCAUAUCUUGGAUGCAAUUCCAAUUGGCUAUCUUUCCAGCGUUUAUUUCCUUCCUGCUGCAACAACGUCUCCAUGAUCUUCCAACCUCCCUCAGCACAUCGUCUACUCUCAUGUUUUUGCUCAACCAAGUUGGGGGAGCCUUUAACUGCAAUCCUGCUUGGUUCCGCAAGCUCCCUGUACGCUCUGGUCUCGGUCGGUGUAGAGUCCAGUUGAAGCCCCAUCGGUCCAGAUAUCAUACUUUUUUAUUUUUUUUUAUUUAUUAUUUUAUUUAUAUAUAUAUCUUCUCAUGGCCAUGAUUGAUUAGAAAUGCUAGACUAAUUCUUAUACAAGCGAUCACCUAUGUGCCUGCUCAAACAAGGCAUGCUGCGAAAAGAAGGGUCUGUUCGAGUCAAAGGGUGCUUGAUUGAUGUGCUUGUUGGAGACAUCACUUUGGACGCCAUGUUAGCGGAUGAAUCUACCUAGACUGAAUCAUAUGUAUUAAUGAAAGGCCUUCUCAGGGUGAAUAAUACAGCUCAUCUCUUUGGAAUCAGUUAAGGGGUGGAUGUCUGGGCAGGCUUAGGCCCCUGAACUCAGGGUUGAAUAUGGAGAAAGACUGCUUGAGGCCCUUUGAUGUAAGCUCAUGAGCUGAAAGUCAGUCUUUGGAUGGAUAGAGCACAACACAUAUAAAAUUUCCUCACACUUUGUAGCCAAGCUUACGUCAACAAAUACAGAGCUGCCAGCAGCAAAGUGAAUUCCGCCAAGUGAAUUAUCGUGGCCGGCCUCGAUAGGUGCAUCUUGGGAGCCACCCCCCUGUUGAUAGCGCUCGGACCAGCAUUUGGGAGCUGUGACGCUAGGGGGGGGGGGUGCCACUCCAAGGCCAGAUUGCACACAUCACUUUUUUACGUGAUCGACUGUCACACUCUCUGCUCUGCUUGCUUCCAAGCUUCCUCUUGGUACUUGGAUUUUCUUCUUCAUUCUUCUCUUUCUCAACCUCGUCAACCCCCGUCUGGAGCUCGGCACACAAUGGUCAACUUCAAGUGGUCUUCUCUUGCUCUGCUCGCUCUGCGCGCCGCCACCGUCUUUGCUCAGGACGAUGUCGACGCCGAGCCCAAUGUUUCGACUGCUGCCGAGACCCCAGAGCUCAAGGCCGAUAUCGAAACCACCUUCCCCGACUCUGAUAUCUUUGGUGUGAAGCUCGUCAACAACCGCAUCAACAAGGCUCUCAUUCAGAUCACCAACAAUGAGGCGACUCCAAUUGACGUUGUCUACAUCGGCGGUGCGUUCAAGACCACCCAGCCCCUCCCCGAGGAUGCUCCUGCCUGGGGCGCCAUUAUCCGCAACUUGACCGCUGUCAAGGUCGAGGCCUCGAUUCCUCCUGGUGGCAAGCACCAGAUCCCUUUCCAGUUCACUCAGGACAUGAACCCCCAGGAUGUCAUUCUUGACCUCAUGGCGGUCAUUACCCACGCCGAGUCCGGUCACGUCUACCAGGUUCUCGCCCACUCCGGUCCCGCCACCAUUGUUGAGCCCCCUACCAGCAUCUUCGACCCUCAGAUCAUCUUCCUCUACCUCUUCCUCACCGGUCUCUUCGGCGCCACCCUCUACUUCGUCUACAAGACCUGGAUCGAGGCCCUCUUCCCCCAAACCCGCCGCGUUCCCGCCGUCAAGGGCAAGAAGGUUAAGAAGGUUGAGGUUGAGCCCCUUUCUGGCUCCGAGUCGGCCGGUGCCACCAGCACUGGUGCUGACAAGGACUACGAUGAGGCCUGGAUCCCCACCCACCACAUCAACCGCCCCGUCGCCAAGCGCGUCAAGAGCAGUGCCAGCGGCAAGGCCAAAUAAAUUUGGACCAGUCACGAUAUAUAGAUGGGAGGAACAAGCGUUGGGACAAGUUGACUCCUUGUCCUUUCGGGUGUAAGAUGGGUUUUGCGGUUAUAGCGGGGUUGGUUUGGCAAGGGUAGGUAGGGUGCAUUUUACAAAUCUGGCGGGCAUUAUUUAUACAAAUUUUACUUGCCUGGAAACUGGACUGGGAUAUUGGGCAGGUGUGUAUGAUGAAGUAAGAAAAAAGUUGGGUGCGUGCUUUUUUGUAUGUACUAUAUGCUUCGUAUGUUGGUCUGGAAUCUAUGAAUUAAUGUCUGAUGUUGAGCGGUGGGGUAUGACACGUGGACGCGUUUGGGAUGGAGGGGACGUGUUUGAGGUUGGAGAUCUCGUGUAUCUUGCAAUGUGUGAAUGGGCAUGCUUCUGAAUGGGACUAUAUAGCAUGGUAUACGUUGG
Messenger RNA from Podospora bellae-mahoneyi, 4521 nucleotides. RefSeq names its product Increased recombination centers protein 22 (gene IRC22). Bases 3277 to 4089 code for a protein of 270 amino acids. Lineage: Eukaryota; Fungi; Ascomycota; Sordariomycetes; Sordariales; Podosporaceae. The transcript is spliced from 3 exons. The record is from RefSeq and is a predicted model, not a curated record. Gene Ontology annotation, cellular component: endoplasmic reticulum; endoplasmic reticulum membrane.